This is a messenger RNA of Cylas formicarius (sweet potato weevil), 735 nucleotides long. RefSeq lists its product as uncharacterized. NCBI's taxonomy places the organism in Eukaryota, Metazoa, Arthropoda, Insecta, Coleoptera, Brentidae. Bases 40 to 594 code for a protein of 184 amino acids. The record is from RefSeq and is a predicted model, not a curated record. The transcript is spliced from 3 exons.
AAUGUCCGCCUAUCUGCCGGUAAUCGCAAGUCGAACGACAUGGUGCGGUGGUACGCUUUGGUUCUGGUACUGCUAGGUGCGGCAGCCGUAAAUUGUGCACCCGGGUUUGACGACAGGGAAGAUUCAGUAGACAAUGUGCAGCCCUUAGGAGAAGUAGAAUUGCUAAUAGUGGAGCCGGUCCUCAGAGAAAGAAGAUCCCCUGGCGGAUACGGCGGGGGUAACAAGGGCGGCGGAGGCGGUCUCGGAGGCGGUGGCGGUUUCGGGGGUGGUUUCGGCGGCGGCGGCGGAGGCGGUGGAGGUUUUGGAGGCGGCGGCGGCUUCGGCGGCGGUUUGGGAGGCGGCGGAGGAGGUGGUCUAGGAGGCGGUGGAGGCGGCGGUCUAGGCGGCGGCGGCGGAAAGUCCAUCGGUGGCGGUGGAUAUCCCGGAGGUGGCGGCGGACACUCGGGCGGAGGCGGUGGUCAUCACAGAGGCGGAGGUGGUGGUUAUCCGGGAGGCGGCGGUGGCUGCAGUUCGUGCGGCGGAGGCGCUGGGGGCGGCGGUUAUGCCAAGGCGUCUUCUUCGGCGUCGGCCAAAGCGGGAGGAUAUGGAAAAUAAUGCACUGCGGAUAGAAUUGGCGUAGAAAUCAGCAGGAUAUUCUUGUUGAGCUACCGCCAACCGGCUAGGCAUGAACCGAUACCUACGAGAAACCUCAAUAUUGUAAUGUAAAUAAAGUCCAAAUAAACUCUUUUUUGUCAA